UAAAUUUACCCACUCUCCAGGAGGAAUAUUCCAUGAAAUAGUAGACGGUACAUUGCGGUGAAGCUGUUGCGCAGAAUUUAUUUAUGAUCGUAUAUUGCACCUUUCGAGUAUCAUAUUAUUCGAUCAAUCGACGAAUUCAUGAAAGAAGAUCCAAAUGUCUACAAGUUCUGUUGUUAGAUCUAUAAUGUGGCGACAGUAUGUGGCGGCUUCAAUCAUGAACAUCUUAGCCGUCUCAGCCGGUGUGUCAAUCGGUUGGGCAUCACCAAUUAUUCCCCAACUGCAAGAAGACACCACUCCAGUUGGAACGACGCCAAUGACUCAAGAUCAGAUAUCCUGGCUGACAUCAAUUUUCUUCAUAACCGCAUUAGUUGUAUCUCCUCUCUGUGGCCCCUAG
Molecule: messenger RNA, 394 nt
Organism: Diachasmimorpha longicaudata
Lineage: Eukaryota; Metazoa; Arthropoda; Insecta; Hymenoptera; Braconidae
Exons: 2
Coding region: 155-394 (79 amino acids)
Source: RefSeq, a predicted model, not a curated record